AUGGAGUCCCUGCGAUUCCAGCUCAGCGAUACGCAGGGGGCGCUCACGGAGAAGACCCGCCAGUGGCGGCAGCUGCGGGUAGACCACAAGGCAGCGCAGGAGGCCUGGGCGCAGGAGAAAGGAGAGCUGGAGGCGAGGAUAGCACAACUGGAGACGGACAACAACCGACUACGGGGGGCGAAUGGGGGCGUUGAUGGCGGAGAGAAGCUGCAGGGGCCGCCGGGAGGGGACGGUGGGACGGUCACAAUCACCCGCGCGCGGAUGCGAGACGCCGAGGCGAAAUACCAGAAGCUCACGGACGAUCUAGCGGAGAAGACCAGGCUGAGCGAGGCGCUGCACCAGCAGCUUCUACGCGCGGGGAGCGGCGGCGGCGGCGAUGGCGAUCCCGGGGCGGCGCUGCGGCGGACCCUCGUCCCCGCGCUCACCGACGACCAAGCGGUCGCGCGCUGGAAGGCGGUUCGGGACGGCGUGCGCGCGCUCGCGCGCAGACUUUCCGGCGGGGGCGGCGGCAGCGGGUCGCCAGGGGAGCGGCUUAAGCAGCAGCAACAACUCCAGACGCACGACCGCGUGCGCCUCGAGCUCGAGCAGCUGUCGGCGCACUGGCGCGACUACCACGCGACGGCGCGCACGAGGCCGUACCUGCUGCGCGCGCUGGUCUGGCGCUACCUGCACACGUGCCUGUUCGCGCGGCCGUGGCGGGUGUGGGGGCGGGAGCUCGGCGGCGCGGCGGCGCAGGUGGAGCGCGCGCUCGGGACGGCGGGGGCGGAGGGCGAGGAGCGCCGCGACUGGCGCGCGCGCACCGCGGCGCUGCUGCGGCGCGCCUGCGAGCCCGACGCCCAGGUGCUCGGGGACACGGCGCGCGGCAUCGUCGAGGCGGCGGAGCAGGUCGCCGGCGCGGCGGACCGCCAGCGCCCCGAGCUCGAGCGCGCGGUCGCGGACAUCGUGGCGGCGGCGGCGGCGCUCGCGGCCGACCUCCACCGCUCGCGCUGCUUGGUGCUCAUGUCGGACCGGCCGGGCAGCCGGCUCACGCGCGGGUUCCCCGUGCGCGAGAAGACGAUGGAGGUGCGCAGCAGGUUCGGCUCGGGAACGGCGGUGGACCUGAUGGUGUCGCCGUGCCUGCUCAGGGAGGACUGCGACAACGACGACUACGCCGUGCUCGUGAAGGCGGAGGUCAUCUGCUAA
Messenger RNA from Durotheca rogersii, 1182 nucleotides. RefSeq lists its product as uncharacterized. The record is from RefSeq and is a predicted model, not a curated record. The coding region runs from base 1 to 1182 and encodes 393 amino acids. The transcript has a single exon. NCBI's taxonomy places the organism in Eukaryota, Fungi, Ascomycota, Sordariomycetes, Xylariales, Xylariaceae.